UAUGGUAGCAGUGGAAUUUUUCCGUCUGGAAAGAAGGAAACAAAAACACUAUACAAUAGAGAAAUUCGGUGUUGCAUCCUGGACUUCUUGAGGAAGAAAACUGUAGAAAACGAGUAUUUUUUUUUUCGGCAUCUGGUGUUCCCCUCGAGGGUUUAAGCCUUUAAGGUGCAAGGUGCUGUAUUAUCUUCUUCUCGGAUGAAAAAGUAGAGCUCCUGCCCUUAGUUUCUGUAUCUGUAUCUGUACUACUAAAAAACAUGUUGAACGUCAUGUUCCGCCGAUUCCCGUUUCUCUCCGGAUUUUCUGCCCGAUUCUCGUUUCGCUUGCACAUUGCCGUUUCCACUCCCUCAUUCCCGUUCCCUGGCCUAAUCCUGCUCCCCAUCGCAACGCACGCGCCACCGCAGCCCUCAUCCGCCUCUCCCCCUAUCACCUCCCUCUCCAAUCCAAUCCCUCGUGCAACCUCCCUAACCCGCAACCCCUGCUGUCACUCCCUAGAACCACAGCAGUGGCGAUGCACCACCAAUCGCCAUCGCCUCCUCGCCUGGUCUCCACGCCGCUGCCUCCCUUUCUAGGGUUUUGGUUCCAUGCGAUCUCUCGACCACAACGACCGGGAACACUAGGAGCGCCUCCUCUCCGUUCGGAUCUUGAGUCGACGACCCAAUGGGCAACGACGGGCAGGACAAGGGCAAGCGAUGGGACGGAUCCGCCUCUUCCGGGGCGGAGGAGGUCGCGCCGGUCUUCCCGGCGUGGGCGUGCACCCCGGGCGAAUGCCUCGCGGAGCUGGGUGUCUCGGCGGACCAUGGGCUGAGCUCCGAGGAGGCAGCGAUGUGGCUGCAGCUGUACGGGCCUAACGAGCUGGAGAGGCACGCGCUGCUGUCGGUGUGGAAGCUCGUGCUCGAGCAGUUCGAUGACACGCUUGUGCACAUCCUGCUCCUGGUGGCCGUGGUCUCGUUCGUGCUCGCGCUCUACGACGGUGCCAAGGGUUCCUCUGUGGGGUGCGGUUGCCCAGGAAGUGGAGGAGAUGGAUUUGGCGUCGGUCAACGAGGAGCUGGACGAGAUCGAUGGGCAGGUCAGCGAUAUCCUCUGCGCAUUGCAGUAAGCUCAAACGAUCUGACUCGCUGCGAUUUGGGCUGUUCGUAUUUGUUUAUGUUACCCACGAAUGAUCGUUACAUCUCGAUUUGCUUGCUGUGAUCUUGCGAGUGGAUCACAAGUUUGGAGAGCAAAUUGUUGACCUCCAGGGGAAAAAAAUGUCUUUUUCAAUGUCCGCGGGUUCUGCUUUUGGAUCUCUGUAGAAAUGGUAGCAUAACAUGGCGAAGAAAUAGAGGUGGAUUGAUUGAUGCAUUGGUUGAAUUGUCUGCAAAAAUGGGUUCCAGAAGCUGGACAAGAUCAAGGAUGCCAACCACUCGAGUAGGCAGCUGGAAGCGCUUACUGAUAAGAUGCGAGACUGUAAAAAACUUAUCAAAGACUUCGAGCGAGUUUCAAAAGGCGAGGUAGGGCGUACUGAUCCGGAGAACGCAAAAAAUGAUGCAUGACAGAAAGCAGUCAAUGGUACUAUUGUUGAAAAUUGUUCUAUGAUAUGUGAAUUUAUACACCUUCCAAUUCUGAUUAAACAACUUCUACUAAACCAUAGUUUCCCUUGCUUUGCAGAUCAAAGAAUUAAACUCUUAUUUUGCUCUUAAGAAACAAUGAGUUUUGACCUAUCUCCUUGCACCAUAUUCUCAUAGUAUAUCCAACUUUUCCUUAUGCAUCCAUAACAAGUUGAACUUGUGUUACUAACUUCUACAACAUAAUUAUCUUUCUCAUAAACUUUAGGGCAUGCAUAUCCCAUGUUGCAACCGUGCUUGCUUUUUUUUUUGCUUUCAUCGCAACGCACGGGCACUCAACUAGUUUUUUUUAAAAAAGAAUAUUUUUUAGACCAUUUGGACAAUGCAGUCCCUUGGACAGGAAUUUCCUACAAGAUUCCUACCUUCACUACUACUUAAAAAGACUGCAACGAAUUCUUCCGUUUGCCCUUCGCCCGCCUGCUCAUCAUGCCGCUCGUCUGCUCAAUCCUCAUCGCUCUGUGAUUCCACUCGUCCGCUCAUUCGUCUGUCCCGCUCCUACUAUACGUUCAACUCUUUUGUUCUGCUCUCCCUUCUCCCGUGUGCCGACAGGUGGACCCUAGCCGCUCCCUCUCUGUGUCACCCUUCAGGAGAUAACGCGUUCACACAAAUCUCGCGUCCGUCCUCCACCACCAUCGCCAAAGCAUCCCCCUCCCUCCCCCAUGCCGCAUCCUGCGCAGUCACGACCGUCGUGCUUCUCACCACUACCGCACUUAGUACUACGUCCUCCCGGCCUACCAAGUCCUCUCCUCCCUUUUCAUCUGGGUUGCCACCUCUCUACUCCUCACCUCCCUUCUCUACGUUGGCUGUGGCCACCUCCUCCCUGCCUAAGAACUGCCCCAAGAACCCAUCCCGGAGCCCGUACCCAGCCCCCACUACGCUCAUUGGUAGAUCCUGAUCCCGCUGCCCCCAAAGCCCUUAGAUCCAGUCAUCUCUCUCGUCUGUCUUGGAUGGCAGCGAGAGGAAGGAGGAUGCCGACAAGUAAACCAACCAAGAGUUGGAGCUCCUCUGGCUGUAGAUUGUGAAGCACCCGGCGAGAAGCCCCAGCACUAGAGAAGAUUGUGGUGGCGUUCGGUGGCCAUGACACACCAGAGAGUGUCAUCGUCACAACAAAGACGGGCGACGUCACAACCAUUGGGGGCUCAUUCGAGCAGUUCCUACUCAAGUGGAAGCCGCUUGAAUUGAGGUUCGAGGAGGCAUUCGGUGGCCACCACACACCAGAGAGAAUCAUCCAUGUAGUUAAGAUGGGCGGCGUUGCGACCAUCGGAGGCUCAUUCUAGCAGUUCAUGCAUAAGUGGAAGCCGCUUGACCUGAGGUCUGAGGCGGCCGACGCAGGUAGAGAUGCUGACGCAUGGCACAACAGCAUCUAGCAGCAGGUGGAGGUGGACUGGUGGUAGCGGGUGGGUGGGACGACAAAUGGAGUCCCCUCCUCGGCCUUCUGACGGCACACCACCCUUCCUUGUCCACGCCUCCCCAUCUGCUUCUGACUCUGCCUCCUCCCUGGAUGCCACACCAAGCAGCAUCUGGAGGUGGACUGAUCAUGGCGUCGGCGACAGAUGGAGGCCCCUGCUCGGCCUCGUGACAACGAUGAAGAGCAUGAAAGCCUUUGGAUCUCACGCGAGCUGCAGUGGUGGUGCUCGCCGCCUGCCCCGAGGAGUAGCACAAUCGACGUGAGCUUGAGGACCUGGUGGCUCACCACCAGCCCUUCGGAGGAGCUGCUAAUUCCAAUGGUUUUCGGUUUUGCUGUUGCGUAGGGCCCACACUGCCGGGUUCAAAGAAAGCGAGGGUCACCUAUGACGGGGAUGUUGCUCUCUCCCUAGAUCUGGACCACUCCACGUCAUCGGCUGGUGUUGAUUGAUCACUCACACAUCACAUUUAGUUAUUUGUUUGAUCGACAUUGCAGUACAUCAAUUGUAAAUAACAGUCGGGGAUUCUUUGCAGUCCAUGCCAUCAGUUGAGUUGUGAGAAUUUUCAGUAGUAAUUGGGUAAUUGUGUCGCUUUCUCACUCAGGGCUAGUUGGGGGAUGCUACAAGUUGAUUGAUACCCCAAUGAGCAACUGCAUAAACUGCAGCUGUUGUUCUUCAUGGAUGAUGACUGUAAAUAUUCAGUAUGUUCAUGACUUCAUGGAAAAAAAUGUUUGACAUUAUCUAUAGCAUGACCUGUGUAUACUUUUAAUUACUGGAUUAACGUAUUCUCAUCAAUGUGAUGACAUUAGAGCGAUUCGAUGCAUAUUUCUUUUUCUUGUGACAUUAUGUCCCACUUCCAAUGAUGUUGCUUGUUAUAACUCAUUUCUUGGAUAACAUUUUACUUAAUUCAUUACUGGAAGCAAGCGAUGUCAUUUUACCCCUGCCUUUAUUACCUUGCCACCAUAUUGUCGCCAAAGAUUCUCGUAGUUGUUAAGGACAUCAAAUUGGAAAUUUCUCUUAUCUAUCGCAUGUACAGGUAUGCGGGGCGAUUAUACAUGACACAACCUACUAAUAGAAGUAUUUGGAACAAUUAGAUGGUGAAUAUAUGGUAGAUAUAUUAUAUAUGGUAGAUAUAACAAUUAGAUGGUGAACAACCGAAUUGGUGGAGAGUUAUAGUACAGAGAAAAUAUGGUUGAUAUAUGCUUAGCCUAUCACCGUAUUAUUUAUCAUAUGCAUACCGACUUGAGUUGUUUUGUUGUGACAAAAAUGCCUUAUAGAAUACCAGAGAAUUGUUUGUAAUGCAGAUUUUCCUACUAGGCUAUACAUUAGUUUUUCUGAAAUGAUUACUUUAUCAUAGUAAAAUAUUUGCCUAAUUAUGUUUACAUUAGUUUUUGAUCCGCCAGCAGGUGCGAAAGAAGUUUGAGCCGGUUCUUCACUCCAAGUGAAUGGAGGCUCCCGGAUUUUCAAUCAAUGAUCUCCUACCUAUGUUGAAGAGCAACAUGUACUACUUUAUUUUCUCUAAAAAAAACAAGUACGAAUUUUGCUUCUUCUCACAUUGUGAUGAUUGAACUGAAAAUUGAAUUUUCAUAUCGGAUGGUAGUGCCUAAGUAGUUUUGCAAACUUUUGAAGAGAGAUCUCGUUGUAAACUGAUACAUGAUCGUGUAAUGUAUUUCCUACUUAUUAGUAACAUUUUAGCAUGUUAAUGAUUUGAUUUUUUUCAGUAUGUAUGCAACGGCAUGGUGGAAAUUAUUUUUCCAUCAACAAUUGUCUCUAAACAUCACACCCCCACCCCCAGGCGCCAUGGUUGCAAAUGACAUGCUGCAUGAGAAAAAGAGGCCACCACAAGCUCAUGUUGGAAUACUUUAUUUUUGGAUUCAAGCUUCUCUUCUCAUCUAAUAUAAACUGAACUACAGUGCUUUUGAUACUGGGUUCUACUCACCAGUGUGUGUCUUGCUCACAUACACACUGAAAAAGAUACCAAUCCAGUUCAUCUCUUCUUUAGGCGGCUCACCCUUUGUUUUUCAUGAAAAUAUUUACCAUUUCACGGUGUAUGGCAAGAGGAGAUAAGAUCCACUUCUUAACUGGAAAUAUCAGUUUGUCCUGUGGUCCUUUGAUGUGAUAUUAUGUUGUACCUUCAACUUUAUAUUUGCACAGCGAUGUGAAACAUUUAAAUAAUGACUAGCUGGAUAAAGUUUAUGUGAGGAAUUGCUUUCAGAUAUGAGUUAAUAUAGUAAGAUGAGUUAAGAUCCGCUUCUUAAUUGGAAUGCCUUUCAAUUUGUCUCCUUCUAAGCAUUAGUGUAUUUUCUUACUAUAUUAUUAGAUUUUGGAUUAUAUGUAUUUAGUCUAUUUAAUUUCACUGUUUUGACAUUUAGAACAAUGUACCUCUAACUGUAAUUAAACUCUAUUAUAAUAUUCUACACAUCUCACUUGCCAAUGUUUCUUUUGUAGUAUGUCUUAUUAUAUAAUUUUCUAGCAUUAGGCUCAUCCAGUGUUGCCAUUUUCUAUACUUAAUGAUUGUUGUGUUCUAGGGCUUUGAUUUUUUUUCCUCUGAAACCUUGCACACUUGCCGAAGUUUUUCCCCUCAUGCAACUUCAUUUCUUGUGUCUUUCCAUCACUCUUGCUGAUUUAGUGACCCAUGCCUUAGCUUAAGAUGACUUCCAAUGGUUAUGCAGGUGCUGUUUUUGCCGUCGUGUAGCCAUGGAGAUGUUCGCACAACAAUUGUGUGCGACACAUGGAAAUUAUUGGCCACUAUUUUUUUCAUUGUAAGGCACAGAUAUUUGAUAAGGUAUUAAUUUUGUAUGAUGUCCUUUCAGGUACUACUUGUUCUUAUGUGUAAUGAUGGAUUGAUAUCUUGGCACAAUAUCUUGCAGCUUAGUAAAGCACAGCUAGCUAGGCUUGCUUGUUCUCUUAGAAAUGCAUAAGUCAUAGAUGUAAUGGCCUCAUUUUCUGGUUCAUUAACUAAAAACAUCUAGCAAGAAGAGGUACCUAUCGAUUGGUUGUGUGGUGUGCAUUACUUCACCUAAUCAAUUAUAUUAAUUUGUGAAAUAUUUUUGUUUCUGUUGUAACGAAUGGACAUGCCUAAACUCUGAAGUUCGUCACUAAAUCAUUCGUUCCAAAGAAACCUGCAGAUAAACGUAGCCUUCCACCACCUAACUACAACCACACCAUGAGCACACAUCAAUAUGCCAUGCCUUGAAAUAUGGAUGGGUGCUAUACGCCGGGGAUUAAAUUUUGAAGUUUCAUGAAUUUCUGUAAUUUCAGAAGAAACGAAAUAUCUAUUAUCAUAAUUUUCUUUUACUAAUAUAUGAGAUUCACAGAGUAGAGAAUAAAAUUUUAACGAAAUUUUGUGAAUUUCAAUCUUUUUACCUAUAAACGAAAAAAAUGUAAAACAAAAUUGAAAUCCCUGCUAUACGCCACGAGCCCAUAUCAGUACUCCCUUGGUUGAUGAAUUAUGGUUGGAUGCAUACCUCCGGAUUUCCACAAUAAUAAAUCGACAAGCACAGAUCCCGUACCGUGCUCUGCCGUCCAGCUUAAACAAGACGCGGGACAUGAAAGCAAUCAACCGAUCCUGAAUUCAUAAUUGAUUAAUCACGUGGGCUAAGACGAGACGGAGACACGCCGCGCCCAGUCCGGCUGUCCGGCGUCCCUUCCGAUGGAAAUCCCAGCGUCAAUCCAAGCUCCAAAGCGGUGGCAGACCAUCAUCUCCGCCGCAGUGCCAUCUGCUUCUCCAAUGCGGGCGGACAAUGCUCCCCCGGCACCUACCCGCCCACGCACAUGCCGCGUCGCCCCCGCGCGAUCGUGGUCCAAGUCCAACGGCCCCACCGCGCGCCGCCGGUGGCCAACUCCGCCGCGCCCACGGCCUCGGAGCCGCCUUCGAAGCUGGCGUGCCGAACCUCCGGCGACGGCGUGAUGACGCGCUGCGGCUGAUGCCCGGUGCGGUCGGGUCGGGCGUCGAGCGGGAGGGCGGCGGCGGCAGCGGCCGCCGCCGUGGUUCAUGUGCCUGCACGGGUUCCGCACCAGCGGGGAGAUAAUGCGGCGGCAGGUGACGGGCAGGUGGCCCCCCGAGGUGACGUCCCGCCUGGACCUCGUCUUCGCCGACGCGCCGUUCCCCGCUGAGGGCGCGUCCCCCGUGGCCGGCGUCUUCGACCCGCCCUACUACGAGUGGUGCCAGUUCGUCAGCGAGGAUUUUCUCAAGUGCAGGAACUUCGACAGGCGCUUCUCCUACGUCGAGGAGCUUAUGGCCAGAGAAGGGCCGUUCGACGGACUGCUGGGAUUCUCCCAGGGUGCCGGCCUUUCUGCAGUGCUUUCUGGGCUCCGGCAGCAGGGUCUGGCUUUGACUGGGGUUGCUAAGGUGAAGUACGUGAUACAAAUAGCCGGGGCAAUGAUCCAGUCGCCGGCGGCGGCCACGAGGGCGUUUGCCGGCAAGAUCGUGUGCCCAUCGCUUCACUUCAUUGACGAAAAGGGUCUCCAAGUUAUGCUCAGGUACCUUGACACGAUUGAGAGGGAGCUGUCGGUCUAUUUGUCAACUGUACCACUUGGAACUCGGAAGCUAGCAUAUGAAGUUUAGAAAGUUUCACCGAAUUUUCGUGCUGUAGAAACUGAGUCAAUUUUUACAGAUUUUUCAAAUGGUACUUCGAAUUCAAUCCCACCAUCAUCUCCAUAAAAUUUUAUCUUUCUUUUGUACGAAGAAAGGCAGCUGGCAAUCUUUUUUCAUGAACUUGCAAAAC
Phragmites australis (common reed) is the source of this 7731-nucleotide messenger RNA. RefSeq names its product rhodanese-like domain-containing protein 6. The transcript has 6 exons. NCBI's taxonomy places the organism in Eukaryota, Viridiplantae, Streptophyta, Magnoliopsida, Poales, Poaceae. Bases 6999 to 7571 code for a protein of 190 amino acids. The record is from RefSeq and is a predicted model, not a curated record.